Emiliania huxleyi CCMP1516 is the source of this 477-nucleotide messenger RNA. RefSeq lists its product as hypothetical. The record is from RefSeq and is a predicted model, not a curated record. The annotation marks the transcript as partial. The transcript is spliced from 2 exons. NCBI's taxonomy places the organism in Eukaryota, Haptophyta, Isochrysidales, Noelaerhabdaceae.
GUGCCUUCGUCGCAUACCAGUGACUCUAGUGUCAGAGAUAGCUGAUAGGCUUCUCGCGAGACCACAGAAAGCUCGGUCGUCUCCGUGUGUUCCCGUAGCUCUAGCAACGGUGUCUGUGGCGAAAUAUGACGCGUGGCCGACGAUUACAUGUGCGCCCGAUCUCCCAGCAAAGCCCCCGCGCCGCCGCCGACACAGACCAGUCGCGCGUGCUGCGAGGUGAACUGCCGUGCGCCGCGCCGCGGCCUUCACCACCCCGGACCUACGAGCGGCCGCCGGCGCGGAUCAGAGAUUCGAGACCGCUGCCCGAGUCCGGCAGCAACGACAGGAGCCGGCGCGGGAGCUAUCCAAGCCUACGACCCUGCCCCCCCCCCCCCCCCCUCCCCAAAAACCAAGACCUCAGCCAAAGAGCUCCCCAACGUGACAACCAAGCACUGCCACUCGUACAAGGGCACCAUGGCACGCCACGCGACGAGGUAG